GAAAAUUUGAAUCUUUGAGUCGGACGAUGUCGACCUCCGCCGCUUCCUUGUGUUGUUCAUCAACCCAGGUCAAUGGGUUUGGUCUUAGGCCUGAAAGGUCGCUUCUUUACCAACCCACUUCGUUUUCUUUCUCCAGAAGGAGAAGUCAUGGAAUUGUCAAGGCCUCAGCUCGGGUUGAUAGGUUUUCCAAAAGUGAUAUCAUUGUUUCUCCCUCUAUUCUCUCGGCUAAUUUCGCCAAAUUAGGCGAGCAGGUAAAAGCAGUGGAGUUGGCAGGUUGUGAUUGGAUUCAUGUUGAUGUGAUGGACGGUCGUUUUGUUCCCAACAUUACUAUUGGACCUCUCGUGGUUGAUGCUUUGCGCCCUGUGACAGAUCUUCCGUUGGAUGUUCAUCUUAUGAUAGUGGAACCCGAGCAGAGAGUACCGGAUUUCAUCAAAGCUGGCGCAGAUAUAGUCAGUGUACAUUGUGAACAGCAAUCGACCAUCCAUUUGCAUCGCACCGUCAAUCAAAUAAAAAGCUUAGGGGCUAAAGCUGGAGUUGUCUUAAACCCUGGAACCCCAUUGAGUGCAAUAGAAUAUGUCUUGGAUGUGGUGGAUUUGGUCUUGAUCAUGUCGGUCAACCCCGGUUUUGGUGGACAGAGCUUUAUCGAAAGCCAAGUAAAGAAAAUCUCGGACUUGAGAAAAAUGUGUGCAGAGAAGGGAGUAAACCCAUGGAUUGAAGUUGAUGGUGGUGUCACUCCAGCAAAUGCGUACAAGGUUAUUGAGGCUGGAGCAAAUGCUCUAGUGGCUGGAUCAGCUGUAUUUGGAGCUAAGGACUACGCAGAAGCUAUAAAAGGAAUCAAGGCCAGCAAGAGGCCAGAAGCUGUAGCUGUGUAAUCUGAAGAAACAAUAAAGAGUCUGUUAAACUUAGGUUAAUGAUUUCGCCCAUGUUUGUAUCUUAAUACUCUGCUUGCAGUACACAGAUAUGAAUCUUGAAAACGAAAAUUCGCAAAUUUGAACCUUUCCCUUUGCUGUAUCUUCCAGUUUUUGAUGAGCAAAUUCUGUUUCCGGAUUUUAUCUGAGUUGCAAUAACUUUGAUUUCAGGAACAGUUAAAAAGUUAAAGACGAUCACCAGAAGUCCCAGAUGCUGUUGUUGUCUCCAUUCGCCAUAAGAAUCAAACUCUAUAUCUUCAAAGUAGGCUCCUCUAUACUAUUCUGUACCAUUGUCUUGUAAAUUGAGGAUAUGCAGAUUCCAUACAUUUUGCAAUGAAACACUGUAAUAAGAUAUAUGCUGUUACAUAUGUGUUUUUGACUUCAAAUAAAGCAUUUCAUUUGUC
Arabidopsis arenosa is the source of this 1312-nucleotide messenger RNA. NCBI's taxonomy places the organism in Eukaryota, Viridiplantae, Streptophyta, Magnoliopsida, Brassicales, Brassicaceae. The record is from the annotation of a GenBank genome assembly.